AUGCCGCCAGCCUUCACCCCGUCAUCACCCUCAUUCACCUUGACGUCUUCAAGACACUCCAGUCGACAUUCCACAGGUGGAAUGCACCAUGUUAUUGACCGGUUUGCCAGGGAAAAUGUGAUCGCAGAUUCGACUAUGCUACCCGCCCUCACCCGUCGGCUUAAGGCCGUGCAAGACUUCGUAGGCAGGGUUCACGGCGUUCUAGCGACCCUCGAAAAUCUUGGAGUCCUAACUCUGCCCCGCAAUUCCGCCAUUAUUUUACCUGGUCCCAGUGACCCCCCCGGGGAGCGGAUUGACAGGCUCUCAAUCAGAGUCACUGCAGCAGAGCGGUAUGCCCAAUCAAUCGACGACCUCUUCAACGAGCUGGGUCACAACAUGCUCAAGUUAUCGAACGAGAGCGAGCGCGAAGCGGUCAUUAGCGCUAUCAUUCAAUGCAGCCUCUUUUCUCGUUCCGUCCCAUCUGAAACUACCUUCCACGAAUAUUGCCUCUACUUUCGGGACCUGAUGGCGAAUGCUCACCCAAAUAUAGAGCAAGACAAGCAACUCUGCGUCCUGGAAAUGCGCUACUGCGAUGUCCAGAGACAGUGUUCAGAUAUUUUCAUGGCCUUCAACCUCUUACAGGUUAAAGCUGAACGGGAAAGCACUCUUUCCCCUCGUCUUUAG
Coprinopsis cinerea okayama7#130 is the source of this 663-nucleotide messenger RNA. RefSeq lists its product as hypothetical. The coding region runs from base 1 to 663 and encodes 220 amino acids. The transcript has 2 exons. The record is from RefSeq and is a predicted model, not a curated record. NCBI's taxonomy places the organism in Eukaryota, Fungi, Basidiomycota, Agaricomycetes, Agaricales, Psathyrellaceae.